GAAAAUGUUCCUUUGAAAAAUUAACCCCCUUUUUUUUCUUUUAUGGCAAAUUACUGCAGGGUAAUAAAAACGGCAUCCCAUAAUUUGAUACAAACGCACCCAUUAAUUAUUGUAGUUAAUGAUAAACUUCAUCAUAAACAGGUUUAUAGUCUCAUCUUCACACAGGUUAGGAAAAUAAACAGAUUAAAAUCUGGACUUCUGUCGCCCUCUGGUGGAGAGAGUCCGGCAUUGAGCUUCCGGUCUGACUUGGUGACGUCCAGCAGGGGGCAGUAUGCGGAUUUGAUGGUGCCCACCAGCAGCCGGAAGUGACGCACAGAGCCCGCGGUGAGCAGAGUGGAGGAUCGGUGGGUUUAAAUGAGCAGAGGAGCGUCUGGCAUCAAACAUCAGCCGCCCAGAGGUUAAUUAGCCCCCCGCGUCACUUCCUGCCCCGGCCUGAUGGCGGCGCCGCUCCCGCAGCUGGCCGGCCUGCCGCCCCAGCAGCAGCAGCCUCCGCCCGGGGCGCUCCGGGAGAUCUCCCCGGUGUUCCUCUGCAGGAUCGGCCAGGAGACCGUGCAGGACAUCGUCACGCGCACCAUGGAGAUCUUCCAGAUCACGCGCGCCACGCAGCUGCCUAACGGAGUGACCCAGAGCCACGCCGUGUACCAGGACCGGUUCGGGAAGCUGCAGGAACACCUGCGGCAGCUCGCGUUGCUCUUCAGGAAGCUGCGGCUGCUGUACGAGCGCUGCGUGGAGAUGACCUCUGACCUCCAGGAGGCGCCCACGGAGCUCGUCCCGUACGCCGGAGAGGAGCUGGUUCCGGUCCGAUCGGAGCCCUGCAGCCCGGCCGUCGUCCAGGAGCGCCAGGAGGUUCUGGAGGUGAGAGGAGCCCAGUUAUCCACUGGUCACCGGUUCUGAUCCGUCUGAGUUCUGGACGGGUUCUGGUUCUGUUCAUGUUGGCGACCCAACAUCAGCCUUCAGCAAACGAUGCUGGACGAUAAAAUGUCCCAGAAAUGAUUAUGAUCAAUAAUAAUAUAUUCAUUUUGAAACCAUUU
Molecule: messenger RNA, 1031 nt
Organism: Poecilia reticulata (guppy)
Lineage: Eukaryota; Metazoa; Chordata; Actinopteri; Cyprinodontiformes; Poeciliidae
Source: RefSeq, a predicted model, not a curated record